[Torrubiella] hemipterigena is the source of this 3078-nucleotide messenger RNA. The record is from the annotation of a GenBank genome assembly. NCBI's taxonomy places the organism in Eukaryota, Fungi, Ascomycota, Sordariomycetes, Hypocreales, Clavicipitaceae.
CCCAAACCCACUACCGCUGCUCUCUUUUUACUGGCCUUUCUCAUACGCCUCAACUGCCCUUUUCCUCUUCUCGCCUAUUUGCAUUUUCCAAUUUUCUUUUAGCCUUGCGCUGCCUUCUUUUUCCCACUGCCCGCACCCCCCUCUUCUCCAACCACACCUCAGCCAAAAAAAAAAAACCCCGUCCAACCGCAUCAACCUCUGUCCCACUCCUCCAUGUUCGCCUCUUUCAUGUUAGUCUCGUUCUUCGCAAUGUAAUGUAGCGUAAUCGUUAGUGCCGAGUCCCAUCCAUCCACAAAGCCAAGGCCCACUCCGGCUCAUCAUCUUGGCCUCUUGCCAUUCGUCCUUUUCAUUUGCCGCUUCAUCAUCUCUCUUCUCUCAAUGGAUCCGUCAUGAGGGGCGUCACCCACGUUGUUCUGUCCGUUGGAACGGCCCGGCCUCCGCUAGACCUCAAUGGCAGCUCUUGGAAAAACUAUAAAAGGGCUGCUUGAUUCCAUCUCCUCGUCAUUUCUUUCUCUUCCCUUUCCUUUCUUUUUCCUUCCUCAUCCAUCAUCGCCCACUUGAAGCUUCGCUCGCACAGUCUACACUUACACACACCAGCACGCUACUGUACCCCAACCACAAGGCCACUACCUACCCACAAACCUCCCCCAAACACAACCCAACACACUCUCCGACCAUCAUGUCUAGCCAAUUCGCUGCUAGUGGGUAUGCCCUACCAAUCAGCAUGCCCGGCAAGGGUAACCAGUAUGCUUCCUAUGCCCAAUACUCCAUGUCGCCCCCAGAGUGCGACGAUUCGUACAGCUCCGCCUCUGGCAGCGGUGCCUCUUACAGCGUUGGUUUCACCAACAGCUCUGCCGCGAGCUACAUGGGAAGCUCGCAUGGGGAUUAUGAGACGGUUGGUUCUGCAAGCGGAAUCGAUUUCCAAGACUACAUGCAAGACCGCUUUGCUGGGUCUUUCAACCCCAUCCCAAUGGACCGCAGCAUGGCUGUCCAAGCCCAAUCAUCAGGAAAACUCAACGCUAAGCACCGCGAACUCAUGGAACUCCAAAAGAAGGCGCAGGCUCGUCUUGCCCGAACCCGAGAACGCUUCCAAGAUGGUAUGCGCGACGCCCGUGAGGUUAGAGGUGAUCUAGAGUGGACGCAAAAGAAGGUCACGUCGCUCAACGCAAAGGCAUCUCGCAUGCGCCCCAAGGAGUACGCAAAGGCCCGCGCACGAUACCCUUCGCCCGAGUGCUAGUUGACGAAUUUACGAAUAUCCCCCUUUUUACGAAUCUCCUAUGUUUAGCAUUUUACGAAAGCGAAGCGAAAUUGUUUCAAUUUUUGUCGACAUUUAGCGAUGUUCUUGAUUUGCGGCUCAUUAGCCGAUUUCUGAUUGAGGAAAAAAAGUUUCAACCUCUGUUGUACGAAUGCUCGAAAAUCACGAAAGCGAACCGAGUCAACAAAAUGAGAAAUAUUUGGAGGAAAUGGCAUUUUAUUUGGAUUAAUGGCGAAAUAAUUUGUGCUCUGUGGCAGCAGUCCCUCUGCGAGCGACGUGUAAGAUGGCGAACCCGUUUGGCGGCAAUCUUGCAUAAUGUGGCCGCAUAUGUGCCCACCAAGAUCUAUUGCUGCUUUUACGUCGGCUAUAACGGGCACAGUGGCAUGGACUAUCGAGCCGAAACGGACACCUAGGCUAUAAACCGAAUUUGACAAGGUUCAUAGCUGACAGAAGAGCUGCCAAAUUGACAGCGUCGGUGACGACCUCGCAGAAUUGGUCUGAACUUCCGAUCUUGGCGUCAAGCGGCACGGCAGGAGCCGAUCUGGUGGUGGGGAAGCCAUCGUCGCCAUGGUAGAGAACUCAUCCUCAUUGGUUCGAUGGGAGAAAGCCAGGCCAGGGGUUGCAGGCAAGUUUGGCGGGCGACCACUCCGCAGCUAUAUCAGCGAGUUCGAUCGUGAGGCUGUAGACGGUUGGCGGCCAAACGGCUAGCUGGGUGGGUCAAGACAGUGUAUAUAGUACCCUUAUAAUACUCGGCUCGCACCCCGGGCGUCCUGUUUGAAAGACAGGAUCGUAAUGAAUUGAAUCUUCAUUGGCUCUUCUAACCCCUUGUCGUCACUAGUGAUCAAGCCCAGUAAUCCUUGCUUGUGUGUGUGGCGGUGCUGUGUAAAUAAGUAUCCUAUACCGUCUCCAAAAGCCACAGCCUUGCUUGCUGCGUCGUGUUUGUGUCGUCUAAUACCGAUGUAUCCGUUGUUCUGGUUGUAGCUCCCAAGCCAUCACGUGAUGGUUCGCUUUGAGUUUUUAGCCGUUUACAUCAUCUGACGCUCGUCAUGUAGAGAGGGAAGUUCUCCAAAUUGAUAAUCGUUUAAUUCUCUUCCUUAGAUUUCAUGAAAGCCAGAGUUUCCGCUAGGUUGUUGGUGCCACGGCUUCGAUUCCAGGCCAUUCGUCGAGCGGCUGCAGCCCCAUGCGUUGUUCUAACUGGGCCCACGGGUUUUUGUUCGAGUCGUAAUCGUAAUAUCCCUCGUACCAGGGUUUUCUGUUCGCGUUUUGCGUCUGAUAGCUGUCGUGAUUGCCCUCGUCAGGUGGUAUCCCGACACCAGCUGGUCGACUAGGAAGGCCAGCACCGGGCUUAAGAGUAUUUAUACCAGCCUCGUUCGAUCCAAUAGCAGUAUCUGAGGGUGCCUGUACCCCCGUCUCAUCCUUUAUAUCAUCAUCACUCUCGUCAUCCAGAUUAAUCUCAUUCUUGUUGAUAGAAGUCGGGGCUUUUGAGUUUCCGAGCGGCAACGAGUUCGCCCCAGUGCUUGAAGACGCAGCCUGCGACUUGACAUUAUGAACAGACAUUGAGGCAUCCGCUGCGGAAUUGUAUUUGCGCUUUUUGUUUGCCUGGCCUCCAAAUGAGGAGAAACCCAUCAUCUGGAGCAUUGCCUGGUCGUCCGUUUCGUCCGCCAUAUUGAUAGCUAUGACGUGGGCUUAAGAUCUCGAGAAACUUGUGGGUCGAUUCGAUAUUAUGCCACAAUUUUAUCUGUGAGUUGACGCUAGUUGAUUAUAGGAGCCGUUUCGUCAAAUAGUGCUGGGCCAUGGGGUGUCGUGGUUGUUAGAAGGUAAAG